Molecule: messenger RNA, 1959 nt
Organism: Seminavis robusta
Lineage: Eukaryota; Bacillariophyta; Bacillariophyceae; Naviculales; Naviculaceae
Source: the annotation of a GenBank genome assembly
AUGUCGUCCAGCAGCAAGGACAACAAGGAUCUCGGAGGGAUCCCACCAGGGUUCAUCCAUGAUGACGAAAGUUCUACUCGUUGUGAGUUCGAUCAUGUGACUGUUGGCGCCAUUGCCGCCAUGGUUUCUUCUCUAGCCGAUGAUACGGAUCUCGAGGUGGGAAAACUCAAAAUGGAAGAGGAAGAUACUGCUGAGACCAUUCAGCUCGUAGUACUCAAAGAGCAAGGUGGCUCACCAAGGGACCCUGUUGACACAGACAACACCACGACUAUUUCUGUUCCCAGUCAAGUUCUCACAGAGCUCAAUGCAGCUCCAGCUGCUGAACUACCAACGCAAAUUCCUGACCUGAACAGACAAACAGGCGUAGCACAAGUUUUCCCAGGUGCUAUUGCGGUGGAGGGGCCAGGCUCUUGGUCUCGUCGGGGUGGUAACAACAACAAUGACAGCCUAGCUGAUGAGAAUACUAUCGAAAGCCAGGACAUUGCAAGUCGGGAAAACAGCCGUGAGGGCGACAUUAUUGCGCAUCUGGUCCACGAGGACGAUGGGCUACUCCAAAAUGCAGUACCGGAUAUGCGGUUCCACCGAAUCAGAAAGUAUUGGAGACGAAAGCUAUACUUCGCCCUGUCUAUACAGACGAUUGUGGGUAUGGCAGCGGUGGCAAUCAUUCUGGCAGUAUUCUUGGCAAUCCGAACAAGAAACAGCAGUGAAUGGAUACGGCAACACCAAAAUGGGUGGAUGAAAAGUCCAUCCGCUGCUGGUGACGUAGAAACCCCGGCACCCACAAGUUUGCUGCAUGUUCUUGCUCUACCUGACUCUACACAGAGAGCCAUGCUAGACCGUGAGUCUCCGCAAGCCAGGGCCUAUGAAUGGCUCAUGAGUGAUACCAGCAUUCAUGUCCUACCAGAAUGGAAGUUACGACAACUGUUUGUGCUGGUCACCUUUUACUAUUCAACCAAGGGUGACUACUGGGUCAAGAAGCAUUGCUGGUUGGAUUGGAAGACAAAUGACUGUCAUUGGGAGCAAGUCCCCACCGCGUUCAAGGCAAUAGAUUCGCCAGACCUCCAUUGCAGUGACAGGGAACUCAUCACAUCGCUUGACUUUUCCACCAACAAUUUGGAGGGAACUAUACCUCCAGAGAUAUCACUGCUGAGCACUGGACUGCAGCAUUUUGCGCUUCGGCAGAAUUUGGGAGUAUCCGGGGUGCUUCCAACAGAGCUUGGUCUGCUCACAAAGUUGACCAGCCUCAUGCUUUUUGCUACUAGCCUUUCUGGCUCACUGCCAACAGAGCUGGGUCGACUGGAAAGCCUGAUAGAACUCACAAUUGGGUCCAACAAAAUGAUCACUGGACCCCUCCCUACCGAAAUUGGCAAUUUGUGCCACCUCACAAAGCUUGAACUGACCUCCACAGAUUUUUCAGGCUCCUUUCCCAGUGAAAUCUACCAGUUGCCAAAUUUGAAACAAUUGACAAUCAGAGACUGCCCAGGAUUGAUCACUGAACCUCUUCUUCAAAACAUUUGUGACAACAUGCCCCAGUUGGAACUCCUUUCGCUAUCUUGCGAGCAAUGCAGUGUGAAGGCUCCUAUCACCAGUGCCAUUGACAAACUGACUAAUUUGUCGUUGUUCUCGUUGAGUAUCAAUAGUCUCAUUGGGACAAUACCGAGUGAGCUGGGAAAGUUGACCAAAAUAACCGCAUUGGGCAUGCAUUCAUCUUCCAUCUCUGGAACUGUACCAACUGUGCUGGCCAAAGUGUCCCAUUUGAAAUACAUCAACUUCCGAUCCAACCAUUUGGUGGGGACACUCUCUCCGGGCCUUUUCUCACAUCUCACUGAGUUGAGAGGUGUAUCUAUCGAUGACAAACCAUUUGGAAGGCACACUACCAACUGGUCUCUUUUCCCAGCUCAGACACUUGCAGAAUUGGCAAAGCAGCUCCAAUCUGUUCUCGGGUUCAAUACCGACUGA